ACCCUUGGAUCGAAAUCGUGAUUUUUUUUUUUUUUUAGGGAUCUGUUCCAAUACCUAAUCGUGUGUUGAAUUUCGACAAUGGUGUCAAUUGAGAGCGAUAGUGCGAGAAAUCGGAAGGUGCUGCUGGGAAUCGGAUUUUGGGUGCAGGGAUUGAGGUGUUUUCCAUGGAUGGGUGUGAAUUUCUUCCUGAAAGAUGGGUUGAGAGUGGAACCUUCUACGCUUCAGAUCCUUCUGAACUCGGCCAAUUUGCCUAUGGUUGCCAAACCCUUUUACGGCAUUAUCUCCGAUUCCUUCUACAUCUUUGGCCAGCAUCGCGUUCCUUACAUAGCCAUUGGAGCAUUUUUGCAAGCAAUUUCCUGGAUGGCUAUUGCAAUCUUUGCUACAUCCGGCAUGUCAAUUACCUCAAUCACGUUCUAUCUCCUCCUCGGAAAUCUCGGCGCUUCUAUAGUUGAAGUCGCGAAUGACGCAAUGGUAGCAGAAACCGCAAAACAACCUAAUUCAUCCGGCGAGCUUCAGUCAUUCGUUUUGAUGGCCUCCUCGAUCGGGGGCGUUUUCGGUAAUCUUGUAGGGGGAAUCGCCAUAAACCAAUACUCCCCUCGAAUGAUGUUCUUCGUCUACGCCAUUCUUCUCUCUCUUCAACUCCUCACAACACUCUCAAUCCGCGAGAGCUCUUUAAACCUUCCGAAAACGCCCUCCAACAUAGGUUUAAAGAAGCAAAUAUCGGAACUAGUAUGCGCACUAAAAAAACCCGAGAUUAUUUAUUCCAUACUAUGGUUCGCUUUUUCCUAUGCCGUAAUCCCAACGCUAACCGGUACAAUGUUUUUCUACCAAACCCAACAUUUAAAAAUUGAAUCUUCACUCCUUGGAAUUUCAAAAGUCUUUGGUCAAGGAGCUAUGCUAGUGUGGGCCAUGGUCUACGAACGGUACCUAAAGUCGAUCUCUUCGAGGAAAUUAAUCGCGGCCGUUCAAAUUGCAAUGGUGGUUUUCAUGGUGUCGGAUUUUCUAUUUGUGAACGGGGUUUACAAGAGUAUUGGGAUUUCGGAUUCUUUCUACGUGGUGGUUAUUUCGGGUUUGCUCGAGGUUCUUUAUUUCUUUAAAGUUUUGCCCUUCAGUGUUUUGAUGGCGAAGCAUUGUCCAAGGGGGUGCGAGGGUUCGGUUAUGGCUUUUGUUAUGUCGGCUAUUGCACUUGCUAUGAUUGUCAGUGGGUACUUUGGUGUUGCACUCGCGGCUUAUUUGGGGGUGAACGGGGACGAUUUUUCGGGUUUGUCGAGUGCUUUGUUAGUGCAGUCGGUCUGUACUCUGAUUCCCCUUUUUUGGGUGAAAUGUGUCGCGGAAGAUGUGAAAUCGGAGAAGAAGUCGAAGGAGAAUUGAGUGCUGCCGUUUUCUCUUGCAUUUAUAUUAUUUUUUGCUGUAAAAUAGAUGAUUUAUGGGAUAUUUGUGGUGUUAGUAUGUAUUCAUAAUAUAUAAUUCAUUACAAUAUAUUUAUUAUGUUUAGGGAGAAAAUUUUGUAUCGAAGUUUGUUGAUGUAAUUGUUAACUGAAAACAGAGGGAUUUACAUAUAUGUAUAGGAUAAUUUUCCUUAAUUAAAAAAA
Molecule: messenger RNA, 1592 nt
Organism: Erythranthe guttata (spotted monkey flower)
Lineage: Eukaryota; Viridiplantae; Streptophyta; Magnoliopsida; Lamiales; Phrymaceae
Product: Major facilitator superfamily protein
Cellular component (GO): membrane
Source: RefSeq, a predicted model, not a curated record